AUGGAAACUGGUUCAUAUGACCUGGAUCAUUUUUUCAACUUGGACACCGAUCAGGGACGUCCUAAGCUAGACACCGGCCAGGGGCGUCCUGCGCUUGCCGGCAAUGAGAUUUGGGUUAUUCUCCGAGCCCUACGUCCUGUUCCUUCGGACCCGAAAUCGUUGUAUUUCUACUCACCUGACUACAAUCCAGUCAUCUCUGAUGAGGAACUAUUAGACCUUCGGAUCCAGUUUCAUCAUCUAGAUAUCGAGACCGGCGACGUUUCACCCUCGUCUAUUCCUUGCUUCCUUCCAAAGACCGAUUUUCCCGAAGUUUUGGAGGCAAAUGAUUUCUACCCUGAUAUGUUUGGAGGUGCAGAGGAGAUGUUAUCCUAUUUGAAGAGAGAUAAUAAUCGUAGUGCCGGUAGCCUUGAUAUUUUCCCGGAAUGCCUGUCGCUCGAUUUCAAUGCCUUUUCAUUCGAGGGAAGCGAGGACCUCCAAGAUAAAUUUGGAGAUUUGGAGAACGGGAUACCCAAUAACUACGGCUGGAGUAGCGAUGAGGAGACCUUCCACAGGGUAUGUGUUGCUCGUGACGGCUCUUGUAUAGGUGAAAAGUUCGAAGCUUUGAAAAUGGUACCCUUUAGCCUACGGCCUUAUUGGCCAAAAAAACUCGGUACACCAGACAAACAGACUUAUAUAUGGGCUAUGGCUGAUGUCGGUACAUGUGGCGAUAAUUCGCGCCCCUCGAGAGAUGAAGUCGCAGCCCUAGCAUGUACUAUGUUGGAUUCUAUGUGGCAAGAGUACCUAUCAAUCCGCGAGGAACAACCACGCCGAGAAGACAUGUUUCCGACACUGCUUAUCAUUUUCGACGAGUACGGACACUCUCGGGUCCUAGCUGGAUAUUUUGAUGGGCAACUCCAUGUUCAGUUCACCCGCAUUUUGGAUUUCAAGGAAUACGCCGUAAUACCGCCCGAGGACACGCCAUACAUUGAUACUAUCGACAAGGGCAAGCUUUAUGACAUGCUAAAUAUGCUUGCUAAAUGGUCAUGGCCCAUCCCAGUGGCAACCACGAAGGAAUACACUGCGGUGUGA
Molecule: messenger RNA, 1068 nt
Organism: Penicillium psychrosexuale
Lineage: Eukaryota; Fungi; Ascomycota; Eurotiomycetes; Eurotiales; Aspergillaceae
Exons: 4
Coding region: 1-1068 (355 amino acids)
Source: RefSeq, a predicted model, not a curated record